This is a messenger RNA of Paracoccidioides brasiliensis Pb18, 1191 nucleotides long. RefSeq lists its product as uncharacterized. The record is from RefSeq and is a predicted model, not a curated record. The coding region runs from base 1 to 1191 and encodes 396 amino acids. The transcript has 2 exons.
AUGUCCACUCCCGCGUCGCGGUCUAAAGACAGCAAUGAGGAGGCCAUGCCUCAAAAAGCUACAACUGGACCGUCAGCUUUAGCGACUUCUGCAACCGCUGGUGCGGAAAUAAACACUUCAAGUACUUCAUUACAGGAAUCACUAGCCCUGACCCGCUUUGUUACUGGGCUUUUACACUAUCCGAAGGAGAAUCUGGCGUAUGUCACAUCAACGAUAAGCCGGAAAGUGUCAAAAAUCCUGGGUAAGGAAAUGUUUACGCCCGAAAAAGAUAUUGGAGAUUUAGGGGGGAAAGUUAUACUCGUCACUGGCGGAAACUCUGGUCUUGGGAGAGAAACCAUCCUCGAACUGGCCAAACACAAUCCAUCUCGCAUCUACCUCGCAUCUCGAAACGAAGCCAAGGCUCUCAGCGCAAUAGCAGACAUAAAAUCCUCCUUCAACACCGAACAAUCCUCAACCAUUGACAUCCGCUUCCUCCCCCUGGACCUCUCAUCAUUCCAAUCCAUCCGCGCUGCCGCCUCCACCUUCAAAUCCGACAACCACCGUCUCGACACUCUAAUCCUCAACGCUGGCGUAAUGGGGUUACCCCCGUACACCACAGAGGAUGGCUACGAGAUCCAUUUCGGCACAAACUUCCUCGGCCACUUCCUCCUUACAAAGCUCCUAUUGCCCACCCUUCUCGAGACUGUGAAAAUGCCCCUUUCCCCACAACAACAAACAGCAGACGUGCGUGUAAUAUCCAUCUCAUCCCUAGCCUGGCAGCUGGCUCCAGCAUCCAAUCCCCUUGAAAACAUGACGUCCACACAAAAGCUCUUAUCCGCAAACACUUGGACACGCUACGGAACUUCCAAGGCCGGCAACGUCGUUCUCGCAGCCCAACUAGCCCGUCUCUAUCCGGAUAUCACAGCUGUAUCCGUGCACCCCGGUGUGAUCGAUACAAAUCUCUACUCAUCAUCCAAAACCCGCAAUCCAAUUGUAAGGUAUGGGAUGGCGGCAUUGGGUCCGUUUUUGACAGGGGAGAAAGAUGGGGCGCUUAAUCACUUAUGGGCCGCUGGGGUUGAGAAGGGGGUGUUGAAAAACGGAGCGUAUUAUGAGCCUGUCGGGGUUCAGGCCAGGAAUUGGUUUGCGAAUGAUAAAGCGCUUGGGGAGGAGUUGUGGAAGUGGGCGGAGGAGGAGGUUAAAGGGUGGGCUUGA